AGUUUCAGGUCUUUUGCCGGAUAAGCAUAGACUUUGUGAUUUCUCGGUUCAGUUUAUUUGGAAACUCGUAAGCCAAUCAAACAGCCAUGGGUAAGGAAAAGACUCAUAUUAACAUUGUCGUCAUUGGCCACGUCGAUUCUGGUAAAUCUACCACCACCGGUCACUUGAUCUACAAGUGCGAUGGUAUCGACAAGCGUACCAUUGAAAAAUUCGAAAAGGAAGCCCAAGAAAUGGGUAAGGGUUCCUUCAAGUACGCCUGGGUUUUGGAUAAAUUGAAGGUCGAACGUUAGCGUGGUAUCACCAUCGAUAUUGCCUUGUGGAAAUUCGAAACAUCCAAAUACUAUGUCACCAUUAUUGAUGCCCCUGGUCACAGAGAUUUCAUCAAGAACAUGAUCACUGGUACCUCUCAAGCUGAUUGCGCUGUCUUGAUUGUUGCUGCCGGUACUGGUGAAUUCGAAGCUGGUAUCUCCAAGAACGGUCAAACCCGUGAACACGCCUUGUUGGCCUUCACCUUGGGUGUGAAGUGA
This is a messenger RNA of Musca vetustissima, 527 nucleotides long. RefSeq names its product elongation factor 1-alpha-like. The transcript has a single exon. The record is from RefSeq and is a predicted model, not a curated record. Gene Ontology annotation, biological process: translation; translational elongation. Lineage: Eukaryota; Metazoa; Arthropoda; Insecta; Diptera; Muscidae. Gene Ontology annotation, molecular function: translation elongation factor activity; GTP binding; GTPase activity.